GAAAAAGGUCGAGGUAACUCUAAUAAUUGUUGUUGAACGAAGCGGUUUGGGUUUGAUCCAGUUCAUAACAAUAAUGAGGAUGGUGAUGAAUGUGCGUGCGUGUGUACGAUACGUCAUUACGAGAAAAUGAAUCUGCGAACAUAUUCUUUACACCAAGUUGGCUUCAAAUAAAUAAUUGCCGCGAAAAGUCCACAAUAUUGAAUCGAUGAGCCAGUCUCUCAUUGGCUCCAUUAUUUUAUUUUUGAUUAUGUCAUGGCCCACUCUAUCGAUACACAAUCAAUUCUUCUUUCUCAAAUUUACCAUCAUCUCUUUUUUCAUCAUUUUCGAAGCAAAAUUCCCUAAUUAGUGAAUUUAUUGAUACUUUCAACCGUGGGCUUAUCAAAAGCGAAUUUUCGAAUACCAUUUGGAUUUUCUUUCACUUGAACUAAUAGCCUUUGAUUUGAAAUAGCAUCGAAUUAUUGCAUUUGGAAAUUAUUCAGUGCAUUUUUCAAAAUGAUUUUCUAUAACCGCCACUUAUAAAUUAAAGACCCCAAGAUCCAGAAAAAAUGGUCAAAAUAGAUGAAAUCCAUACAAUCAAUAAUGCGGCUUUAUAGUGGUGUAUGUUUACAAACAGUAAAUACGAUGCAUGUACGUAUCAAAUUUUCCAAGCGUUCGCCGUACAUGUCCUGCCGUCUAAAAUUCAAAGUUUUUCUGUGCACGCACAACAAAGCGUAUAAUUCUACCGCAACGAAUCUUCCGUUCGUAUCGCAACAUGUGUUUAUAUUAUGCGUAGAAAAAGUGUCGUUCGCAACAAGCUUGUACGCAAGUACAUUUCCCAGCUGAAUUUUUACCAAUCCCAAAAAGUGUGUUGAUUAGAAUAGAAUGGAAUUUUGUCUACAAUUUUUUGAAAGAAAAAACUAUCUAGAUUUAUUAGUGUUUAUCUAAAUGUUUUUUUAGUUUGAAAAAAUCUCAGGGUAUAUCCGUAAUUUUUAGAGAAUACAAUAAAAUACAAAAGGAAUUAAGUGAUUCAUAACAAUAGAAAAAAUCGAUAGUUAAUGCGUAAUAGCGUAUUCAAAAUGUGAUUUAAAGGAAACAAACGUAAUAUUUAUUUAUUUAAAGUCGAACAAAAAGUGUAAAGAAAAUUCAAUUCAAAAUGCCAACCACAUGCAAAAUGAACUUUGGAAAUCAUCCAGAAAAGAUUGUUUUCAGUGGACAAACAAUAACAAUAACGGUGCGGCUGAGUUUGACAGAAGAGAUAAAGGUUCGCGGCAUUUACAUUCACUUGCGUGGAAAGACGCAUGUACGUUUCCUGAUAGAUGAUUUAAAGCGAGAUGGCUCGUUCGUUGGCAACGAAGAUAUUUUGGAUAUGCAAAAGUGCUUGGCAGACGGAAAUGAUGGUGAAAUUCAACUACUGCCUGGAACUUAUGAUUAUAUGUUUAAAUAUUCGUUGCCGCACGGUUUGCCAUCAUCAUUUUCAAGCAAUUGUGGACACAUCGAAUAUACCGCACAAGUUUCGCUUAAAAUUCCACGAUGGAAAGACAAAGUGUUCGAAGAAAAUUUCAUUGUAUAUAAAGCACUCAAUUUAAAUGACUAUCCAGAGCUACGAGAUCCGGUUAUAAUUCAAAAAGAAGUAUUUACUGAUAUAAGACGAUUUUUGAAUACAAACCAAGUGGGACCAUUUAAUUUUUCGAUUCGCAUGAAAUCCGGCGCUUACUCUCAUUGUGAAACAAUUAACGUUGAAAUUGAAGUUAAAAACGAAACUCAACAUGCGAUCCUUGCUUUUUAUGUUAAUUUAGUUCGA
This is a messenger RNA of Contarinia nasturtii (swede midge), 1780 nucleotides long. RefSeq names its product arrestin domain-containing protein 17-like. Lineage: Eukaryota; Metazoa; Arthropoda; Insecta; Diptera; Cecidomyiidae. The transcript is spliced from 3 exons. Gene Ontology annotation, biological process: protein transport. The annotation marks the transcript as partial. The record is from RefSeq and is a predicted model, not a curated record. Gene Ontology annotation, cellular component: cytoplasm.